Molecule: messenger RNA, 1578 nt
Organism: Penicillium cataractarum
Lineage: Eukaryota; Fungi; Ascomycota; Eurotiomycetes; Eurotiales; Aspergillaceae
Exons: 3
Coding region: 1-1578 (525 amino acids)
Biological process (GO): carboxylic acid transport; transmembrane transport
Cellular component (GO): plasma membrane
Molecular function (GO): carboxylic acid transmembrane transporter activity
Source: RefSeq, a predicted model, not a curated record
AUGAGCGAACCUGCGGUAGUCGAAGUGCCUGAGCCGCAUAUACAAAAGCUCGCAACGGCAGAGGUAGCUGAGCCCAAACCAACCCCAUCGAAGGAACCAGACUCCCGAAACGCAACAAUCCCAAAUGCAGAGACUCCCAAUGCAAUCAAACCAGAUGCUACACUUGAAGAAUCCGGUCGGGGAUACUCCCGAAUGUCCAUGGUAAUGAUGGUCGUCUUCAGCGGUCUGGCCAUUGGCUCGGACGGCUUCAAUGCAUCUAUCAUCGGUAACAUAGAAUUAUUAAUGGAAGUCAUCUAUCCACAAUCUCUAACGACCGCGGUCGCGGCUCGCCUAUCAAAUGCUUUCAUGGUCGGCAUGAUCAUCGGGAUGCUAUCAUUUGGAUAUAUCUCGGACAAGCUAGGUCGGAAAACGGGUGCCGUGCUUACAACCACCAUUUUGGUCCUCGGUAUCGCACUCAGUGCAGGUGCCAGCGGUCUCACUGAUGACGGGAUGUUCUGGAUGUUGAUUAUCGCCAGAGGCAUUGCAGGAGUUGGUGCAGGGGGAGAGUACCCCGUCGCCGGUGCAGGUGCAGCAGAAGCAACCGACGAAGCUCCCGGUGUGCGCAAGCGUAGGGGCUUUAUUUUCGCCAUGAUUGGAGAUCUUUCAGCGUCGCUAGGAUUUGCUUUUGGUGCAUUGGUGCCAUUGAUACUACUUCUUUGCUUCCACCAGCAAGUUAGGCACUAUGAAGCUGUGUGGCGUGUAUCUCUGGCAAUGGGUGCCAUCGCCCCUCUUUCGAUCUUCUGGUUUCGGUAUCGAAUGGUCGUCAGCUCUGCAUAUCGUAAGAGCUCAAUGAAAAAGCAGCCAAUCCCAUACUGGCUAGCGAUCAAAAAAUACUGGAGGUCAUUGCUCGGGGUGUGUGGUUCUUGGUUCAUCUACAACUACAUCUCGUAUCCGUUCGGGCUUUUCUCUUCGACCAUCGUGGGUAGAGUGAACCCUUCGUCUUCCCUUGCCCUUACCAUGGCGUGGGGAACAUUGAUAAAUUGCUUCUACAUUCCGGGGGCAUUCAUUGGAGGUAUAUUGUCCGAUCGAAUUGGUCGUAGGCGCACCAUGGCACUGGGAUUCUUUCUUCAAGCCAUUCUUGGCUUUAUCCUGGGUGGCGCGCUGGGGCCAAUUCAAACGAAACUGCCUCUCUUCAUUGUCUUGUAUGGCGUCUUCCUUACUCUUGGCGAGGUUGGCCCAGGUGCUACUAUUGUUCUCACUGCGAGUGAGAGCUUUCCCACUGCCCUCCGUGGCCAUGGAGUGGGUAUGGCUGCGGCUUGGAGCAAGGCUGGUGCUGCUAUUGGAACCCAAGUAUUCAAGCCUAUUCUAGCCAGCUGGGGGAAUGAUGAACUCCAUGGUACUCAAGCUGUGUUUCUGAUAGGAUCAGGAUUUGCCAUGCUGGGGGCUUGUCUGGCGUGGUUCGUUCUUCAGGACAGUAAUAAAAUUCUGGAUCAUGGCGACCAGGACUGGAAGGACUAUCUGACAGCUCAUGGUUAUACGAACAUUGAGUGGGGUAUUCAGGAUCAGCCGGUCAUGGCGGAAACUAAAGUUGUGGACUAG